AUGACCGCCUUCUCCACCUCCUUUGGCCGUCUGCCAUCCAUGCGCAGGCGAGAGUCCAAGAACAAACCCGUCAAGCCCAUCGACGUCGAUGCUGCCCAGCA
This is a messenger RNA of Moesziomyces antarcticus, 101 nucleotides long. RefSeq lists its product as uncharacterized. The transcript has a single exon. Lineage: Eukaryota; Fungi; Basidiomycota; Ustilaginomycetes; Ustilaginales; Ustilaginaceae. The record is from RefSeq and is a predicted model, not a curated record. The annotation marks the transcript as partial.